Molecule: messenger RNA, 1950 nt
Organism: Aptenodytes forsteri (emperor penguin)
Lineage: Eukaryota; Metazoa; Chordata; Aves; Sphenisciformes; Spheniscidae
Gene: SLC26A7
Product: solute carrier family 26 member 7
Exons: 18
Coding region: 1-1950 (649 amino acids)
Biological process (GO): transmembrane transport
Cellular component (GO): membrane
Molecular function (GO): oxalate transmembrane transporter activity; sulfate transmembrane transporter activity; bicarbonate transmembrane transporter activity
Source: RefSeq, a predicted model, not a curated record
AUGAUGACAGGAGCAAAAAGGAAAAGAAGUGCAGUCUGGAGGAAGAUCCAGGCUGUUCGCUUUGAAGAUAUCAAAGUCUGGUGUAUGAGAAGGCUGCCCAUCUUCAAAUGGGUGCCUGUCUACAAUUGGAAGGAAAAUUUGAUUCCCGAUACGGUUUCCGGGACGAUGCUAGCUAUCCAACAGGUGACUCAAGGGCUGGCCUUUGCGGUUCUGUCUUCAGUCCAUCCAGUUUUUGGUUUAUAUGGCUCUUUCUUCCCUGUCGUUAUUUAUGCUAUAUUUGGAAUGGGACGUCAUGUUGCGACAGGAACUUUUGCUUUAACUUCCUUAAUAUCUGCCAACGCAGUUGAGCGUCUUGUUCCUUCAGUCAGCACUAAUUUCACUACAAGCAAUAAUUCAGGAGUUUUGGGCCUAUCAGAGUUUGAAAUGCAGAGGAUUGGAGUUGCAGCAGCAGUUUCAUUUCUAGGAGGAAUCAUUCAGGUAGCGAUGUUUAUGCUGCAGUUGGGCAGUGCCACUUUCUUGUUAACAGAACCAGUGAUAAGUGCGAUGACAACAGGAGCAGCUACACACGUUGUGACUUCACAAGUGAAAUAUCUGCUGGGAAUGAAAAUGCCGUAUAUAUCGGGACCACUGGGAUUUUUUCAUAUUUAUGCCUACAUAUUUGAGAAUAUCAGAUCAGUUCAGUUGGAGGCUUUACUUCUCUCCUUGCUGAGCAUUGUGGUGCUUGUUCUUGUUAAAGAACUGAAUGAGAAAUUUCAGAGAAACAUUAAAGUUGUUCUUCCCAUCGAUCUAGUUUUGAUAAUUGCUACAUCCGUUGCCUGCUACUAUGCUGAUAUGGAAUACGUCUAUGGGCUAGAAGUUGUGGGACAUAUUCCUGAAGGGUUACCAUCACCGAAAACACCACCCAUGAACGUCCUGCCUGAAGUAGUCACUGAAGCUUUUGGAGUAGCACUGGUUGGUUAUGUAGCAUCACUAGCUCUUGCCAAAGCCUCUGCUAAAAAAUUUAAAUACACUGUGGAUGAUAACCAGGAAUUUUUGGCCCAUGGCCUCAGCAACGUGAUUCCUUCAUUUUUUUUUUGCAUACCAAGUGCUGCAGCGAUGGGACGGACGGCACUUUUAUACAGUACGGGCGCCAAAACACAGGUGGCUUGCCUUAUCUCUUGUGUAUUAAUUCUUGUGGUGAUCUGUGCAAUUGGACCUAUGCUGUACUGGCUGCCUAUGUGUGUGCUAGCAAGCAUUAUUGUUGUGGGCUUGAAGGGGAUGCUAAUGCAGUUCCGUGACUUAAAAAAAUACUGGAAUGUGAAUAAAGUAGACUGGAGCAUAUGGGUUACUACCUACGUGUUUACAAUAUGCUUUGCUGCUAACGUGGGACUGUUGUACGGUGUUGUCUGCACUGUAGUAAUUGUGAUUUUCCGCUUUCCCAGAGCAAAGACACUGAAUUUGAAAAAUGUGAAAGAAGUGGAAUAUAAAUACAAAACAGAAGAUAAUUGUGAAUCAUUAAAACAGGUAAAGAUAGUUUCAGUCAACAACCCAUUAGUCUUUCUGAAUGCCAGGAAAUUUCAGGCUGACCUGAUAAAGAUAAUCCAGAAGGAUACCAUGAGCAGCCAGUGUGAGCAGAAUACGUUGCUCUGUUCAUUUUCCAAUGGGAGUUGUCAUGGUGAGUCGUUGCAGUCAUGUCACGGUGAGCGACGUGCUUUGAUAUUAGACUGCAGUGGACUGAAUUUCUUUGACUACACUGGAGUCUCAGUGCUGCUUCAGAUUUACAUGGACUGUAAGAACAGACACAUCGAUGUGUUGCUAGCACACUGCAAAGCUUCCUUGAUAAAAGCAAUGCAGUACGGUGGAAAUUUUGAAUCUGAAAAUCCUGUCUUCUUUGAAUCUAUUUCUUCGGCAAUCGAUGCCAUUCAAAUUCACAGGAAUUACAGCAAGUUCAGUGAACAGAGUGAAGUGUGA